AUGCUUGACAACGAGAUGAUCCCCGUCGUAAUCGACAACGGCUCCGGCCUCAGUAAAGCAGGAUUUGCCGGUGAGGAUGAGCCUCGGUCAGUCAUCUCCUCGGUACUCGGAUAUCCCCGUUAUCCCCCUGUGAUUGCAGGUAUGGGGGAGAAGGUAAAGUACAUUGGGGAGGAGGCGCAAACUAAACGUGGCGUCCUCAACCUUAGAUAUCCCAUUGAAAAUGGUUUUGUGGUCAACUGGGAUGACAUGGAGACACUCUGGCACCAGUUAUUUUAUAAUGAACUCAGGGUUGCACCGGAGGAACAUCCAGUCCUUCUCACGGAUCCGCCACUGAACCCAAAAUCCAACCGUGAAAAGAUGGCUAUCAUUAUGUUUGAGAACUUCCAGACACCUGGGAUGUACGUGUCCUUGCAACCCGUACUGUCGCUCUACGCUACAGGACGAAUGAGUGGACUGAUUGUGGACUCUGGUGAUGGGGUCACUCACGCGAUUCCCAUCUUCGAGGGAUAUGCAGUGCGGGCUGCCGUCCGGCGAAUGGAUCUCGCAGGUCGAAAACUCACGGAACAUCUCAUGACCCUGCUGGGUGAGCGUGGCUACUCCUUUAAGACGACCUCAGAAAGAGAAGUUGUGCGUGAGAUCAAAGAGAGCCUGGCGUAUGUGGCUGUGGACUUUGACGAAGAAAUUGUUCGUGCAGCCACCACCUCAGCUGUUGAAAAGCACUACAUCCUGCCGGACGGACAAACGAUUACCGUGGGUAAUGAGCGAUUUCGCUGCCCAGAAGCUCUGCUAAAGCCAGCCCACAUUGGGAUGGAGGGCCCCGGCAUUUGUGAAAUCGCCUUCACGGCGCUUCGAGCCACAGAUCGCAGUAUUCAUACAGAGCUCUAUCAAAAUAUUGUUCUCUCUGGAGGAUCCACCAUGUUCCCAGGCCUGCCGGAAAGAAUGGUGAAGGAAAUUCGCUCAAUUAUGCCUUCGAAAACAAAAAAGGUACGCGUAGUGGCCAAACCAGAGCGGAAGUUCAGCGUUUGGAUUGGAGGCUCCAUUCUUUCAUCAUUGUCAAGCUUCGGGAAGAUGUGGAUUACUAAAGAAGACUACGAGGAAGUUGGUCCCGAUAUAGUUCACCGCAAGUGUCUCUAA
Messenger RNA from Spirometra erinaceieuropaei, 1134 nucleotides. The record is from the annotation of a GenBank genome assembly. Lineage: Eukaryota; Metazoa; Platyhelminthes; Cestoda; Diphyllobothriidea; Diphyllobothriidae.